Cuscuta campestris is the source of this 1737-nucleotide messenger RNA. The record is from the annotation of a GenBank genome assembly. NCBI's taxonomy places the organism in Eukaryota, Viridiplantae, Streptophyta, Magnoliopsida, Solanales, Convolvulaceae.
GCUGACGAUUUGUUCUUUAGUCCCAGUCUCUGUCCUUCAUGUACUCCGUACAACUCACACCUCUGAGUUACGCUUCUGUGAUCUCUCGUCGGGUUCUACUUUCCCAAACUGAUUUUUUCCUUUCGACCUUUCGGGCGGGUUGUAUUUUCUCUUCGUCCACCGGAAAGCUCGGAUUCGGUCUCUCGGAACCUAAACCCCUCUCCUUUUUUUCCUUUUGCCUGAUCUGAGCAAGCAUCUUCUUGAUCCGUCGAUCUGAAGCAUGGAGAGGAUCGUCGGAGGAAAAUUCAAACUCGGACGUAAGAUUGGAAGUGGGUCGUUUGGAGAAAUUUACCUUGCCACACAUAUCGAUACGUUUGAGAUUGUCGCCAUCAAAAUUGAGAAUAAUAAGACCAAGCAUCCUCAGCUUCUUUAUGAGGCCAAGUUGUACACUAUUCUCCAGGGAGGAAGUGGUAUUCCCCAUAUAAAAUGGUCUGGAGUGGAUGGAGAGGACAACGCUUUAGUCCUUGAUUUGCUAGGUCCAAGCCUAGAGGAUCUCUUUGUAUACUGUGGUAGAAAGUUUUCAUUGAAGACUGUCUUAAUGCUUGCAGAUCAGAUGAUAUCUAGGAUUGAAUAUGUGCACUCUAAAGGCUUUUUACAUAGAGAUAUCAAACCAGAUAAUUUUCUUAUGGGCCUUGGUCGAAAAGCCAAUCAGGUUUACAUCAUUGAUUUUGGUCUUGCUAAAAGGUAUAGGGAUGCAACUACAAAUCGCCACAUACCUUACAGGGAGAACAAAAAUUUAACUGGAACUGCACGUUAUGCAAGCUGUAAUACUCAUCUUGGAAUUGAGCAAAGCAGGCGGGAUGAUCUUGAAUCUUUAGGAUAUGUACUUCUUUAUUUCUUGAGAGGGAGCUUACCAUGGCAGGGUCUCAAAGCUGCUACUAAGAAGCAAAAAUAUGAUAAAAUAUGUGAGAAAAAGUUAUCAACUCCUAUUGAGGUCUUGUGCAAGUCUCAUCCGGUAGAGUUUGCCUCAUUUUUCCAUUACUGUCAUUCAAUGACAUUUGAUCAGCGGCCUGACUAUGGUUUUGUGAAACGCCUGUUCAAAGAGCUCUUCACUAGGGAAGGGUAUGAGUUUGAUUACAUAUUUGAUUGGACCAUACUAAAAUACCAGCAGGCGCAAUCAAGUAGAACACAUCAACGGCCACUGCAUGGAGAGAGCAGCCAGAAAGCUCCGAUGAAUACAGAAAAGCAUCAAGUUGGAAAUUAUUCUCAUUACGCGGCCGAGUUAGCAAAAUCAAGUGUUCCUAUUAAUCCUCAUGCUCGUGCACAGUUCAAGUUGUCUACGAAUAAGCACUUAGCUUCGGGCAAUCUUGAUGCAGUUGAUAGAAGUUUGACUUCUUCUCUGUUUCAAUUUUUUUACUCUAAUGAUGCAAAAUUGCGAAGUGUAGUGGCGUUGGUUAGCAAUGCAGAUCUAAGGUCAUAUCCCGGGGAUGGGACUGGAGAGGGAGGCGCGCGGAGCAAUGUUUAAAACUGCAUAUUGCGGUUUUGAGGUGUUUUUAUGUCGAGGCGUAUUGAGGCAUAAGCCUCAAAUUUAAUGUUCGAAAGUAUGGAUAUAACAUUGUAAGCAAUCUGUUUAACUAAAAAACAAGACUAAAAAUUUAUGUACAUACAAUUUUCAAGAUUGAAUGACAAAUUAAUAAGAAUAAAAAUAAAAACCUUAAAUCAAUUACAAAUUAGUUUGAAUAAAUUGCUAACAUUAAA